UUGAGGAAAAGAAAGAAACCUCGUUAGUACCAAGGGAGGUUGAGUUAUGGGUGGAUCAACCAAUGCUUUGCCUAUUGUGAGCAAGAUCUUUUGUUCCUCUUCCCUCACAUCUUUGAUGGUUAGGAAGAGGCCUCACGUUGUACAUGGAGGCGGUUUUGUGGUCACUGAUUGUAGUCAGAAUGUGGCCUUCGUGGUAGAUGGCUGUGGCACACUUGGUGCCAAGGGAGAGUUGAUGUUGAAGGAUGGUGAUGGAGAACCUAUUCUCUUCAUUCGUAGGAAGGGAGGCAUCGUUCAAGCUUUAAGCACUCGCAACAAAUGGAAUGGAUACUCGAUGGAGUACGAAGGAGCCAACAAGUUAAUCUUUAGCUUGACCGAUCCGAAGUCAUGCCUUGCAAUGAAGAAAGCAAUUAGGAUUCGAGUUGAUCCGAAGGGCCACAACAGAGAUUUGGAGUUUGAGGUUAAUGGGUCCUUUGUGGAUAAAGCUUGCACCAUCAGAGAUUGCAGAGGGAACGUUGUGGCGCAGGUGGAGGUAAACGAGUUGAUUGGCAGCAAGGACUUCUACUAUGUGGUUGUGCAGCCGGGCUACGACCAAGCCUUUGUUGUAGGGGUGAUUGCAAUUCUUGACAACAUACAUGGGGAGUCCACCAGGUGCUGAAGGAGAUAAAGGAAAUUAGCUGUGCUUUCUUGAGAGAAAGAGAGAGAGAGAAGAAAUCUGUUGCUGUUCCCUCUUGUUAAUUUAGUUGAUAGGGGUCCUUCUCUUUCCUUCGAGUAAGAAGUCAAGAAAGACAAGAAGAAUGACUUGCAUCUCCAUGCAUGCUUCAUUCACUUUUGCUUUCUUAC
Phoenix dactylifera (date palm) is the source of this 840-nucleotide messenger RNA. RefSeq names its product protein LURP-one-related 6-like. The record is from RefSeq and is a predicted model, not a curated record. Lineage: Eukaryota; Viridiplantae; Streptophyta; Magnoliopsida; Arecales; Arecaceae.